AUGGCCUCUAGGCUUAAGUCUAACCACCAGUCCACCCAAGAAUCUCGAUUUCCGCCCAUUCACUCAGCUGCCCCCCUGCCCACGGACGGAAACGACUUCUCUAGGCUCACUCCUACUACGCUCCCCGUCGACGAGGAAUUGACCGCUGCAGUGCUUCGCUUAGGCAUGGAGAGAGGGUACUCCCUUUCUCCCAUGUACAACUUGAUUCUCGAGUAUAAUCUAGAGAAGGGGAGUAGCUUAUCUACUGCAAUGGAAGUGUCAUGGAUUUUAUUGCAUCCUAAUCUCAACCCUGCGGAUAUUACUCGUAAGACUGGAGAAGGAGUUGAUCCCUACACUUCUAUAUGUGUCCAGGAAGAUCGGCUCGCUCGUAUCCUUCGCGCCGUUAACGAACUACAAACAUUCCUCAAUCGAAUGGCCGAACUCAUAGAAGAGAGAUCACGAGUGUAUUGCAUCGAUCCCGAAGACGCCAUGACUACCGCUCUAAGAGGGUGUGAGAGUAGAUCGCAACUGGAUAUGGCCUAUAAGAUCUUAGUCAAACGACUUCAAGUAGCACAACAGACAGUGAUGAAAUACAAGGCUGAGUAUCAAGGGAACAAAGUUCCCCUAUCUCCCGUCUCGACAGCUCCAGAGUUAUACAGCGACUUCGAGGAGAGAUCACGAGUGUAUUGCAUCGAUCCCGAAGACGCCAUGACUACCGCUCUAAGAGGGUGUGAGAGUAGAUCGCAACUGGAUAUGGCCUAUAAGAUCUUAGUCAAACGACUUCAAGUAGCACAACAGACAGUGAUGAAAUACAAGGCUGAGUAUCAAGGGAACAAAGUUCCCCUAUCUCCCGUCUCGACAGCUCCAGAGUUAUACAGCGACUUCGAGAGGAUUGGAAGCGUGGAUGGCCGUAUGAGAUACUUGCUGGAGAACAUCCCGCACCACCAAAGUCAGCUUACGCCCAGUGCGCGACAAGCUGUCAGAGAUGGUGCGUUGACAUGGGACGAACCUGUAAAAGAAAGAACGCCCAUCCCUCAACAAGAUAGCGACCAUAAUCCUGCAGAGGUUAAGAAGAAAGUUGACUGGGAUGACGAUAUCUCACCUUGGCCGGAUAAUAACCCAAGCGUAGAACAAGGCCGUGACCGGUCCCAAGGGCUAGAACCGUCGUUCGGAUUCCAAACGCCUUUCAGAACAGGUAAACAGUUCCUAGAACGGACAGAUAACUCCAACUCCGGCGUGUUUUUCUCGACCCCCACCUAUAACGCCAAUCCAGACGUAACGGUUGGCCUCGCCACUCCUUCCCGCUCGAACCUUGGAGAUAACGUUAGAGAAGCUAUGAACGUAGCUCAGAGUCAAACACACACUUCAAACAUUAUCACGAACCAAGUCUCGCACACUUGGACAGGUCCUGCUUCCACCUCGCUCACCAUAUCGCAAGCGAACAACAAGCCGAAUGCUAAUCCAGGAGGAGGAGGUUCCACAAGUGGCUACCACCUUUAUCAUAAAACUAAGGCACUUGCCUGUAGAGCUUUUUAUGAAAGGCCUUUCAUAGGUAUUUCAUUCACUGGGUUAGGUGUAUUCAUUGCCUUUUUCAUAAUUAAUGGAAUUUUGGGCGCUUUCAUUGCUUUUUUCAUAAUUAAUCCUGUGUGA
This is a messenger RNA of Laccaria bicolor S238N-H82, 1629 nucleotides long. RefSeq lists its product as uncharacterized. NCBI's taxonomy places the organism in Eukaryota, Fungi, Basidiomycota, Agaricomycetes, Agaricales, Hydnangiaceae. Bases 1 to 1629 code for a protein of 542 amino acids. The record is from RefSeq and is a predicted model, not a curated record. The transcript has 7 exons.